CAUCAUAGUGUUGCUGACUACUAUUCUGGGUGCCAACACUGGGUCAACAUCUACUACACCGGGGAUAAGAAUGACUGCAGUUCGGAAACGUGCAAGACAAGUCAACACCACAAGCAUAAGACCGCCAGAAACUGUGGUUGUCCGACCAUUCGCUGGGAUAAUCAGAAACGUCAGAAUUUGUUCCGAACGAAAUGUCCGACGUGCUCUGAAGGACGAUGA
This is a messenger RNA of Gloeophyllum trabeum ATCC 11539, 219 nucleotides long. RefSeq lists its product as uncharacterized. The transcript is spliced from 3 exons. NCBI's taxonomy places the organism in Eukaryota, Fungi, Basidiomycota, Agaricomycetes, Gloeophyllales, Gloeophyllaceae. The record is from RefSeq and is a predicted model, not a curated record. The annotation marks the transcript as partial.